Thelazia callipaeda (thelaziosis nematode) is the source of this 3936-nucleotide messenger RNA. NCBI's taxonomy places the organism in Eukaryota, Metazoa, Nematoda, Chromadorea, Rhabditida, Thelaziidae. The record is from the annotation of a GenBank genome assembly.
AUGGCUAAAGAAUUGAUGGACAAAAAAGUAACUGAGCUAUCACUGAAAACGAAACCCGAACUAGCCCAGCGGAAUACUCGAGCCGAUCAUCGUAAAACUACGAGCCUGAAUAACACGGUAGAACUUGAACCAAAUAUGGAAAAUAUCGUGAUUUGUAAUCAAGAUAAAUCAAUUGGACAAUCUGACUUUGCAAGCGAAGGUGUUUUGAAUUUGGCACCAGGUGCUGAACGUCAAUAUGCAUUAAUGCAAAAUGGUAAUGCAGCAGGAGCAAAUGGAAUAAAUCAUACUGAAACUGGAGUCAGUGUUCUCGAUUACAGCACGGAUUUUCCUGAGCUACCAGACAAAACAAAUACUUGUGUCAAUCAGCUACUUGGCGGUGUAUGGAAUAAGCCUCCUGCAGUUCGUUCUGAAAAAGUUACUCAGGUUUAUCACUUAUCAGGGGAUGAGCGUAUGUCAAGAGUUAGUGGCAAAAAUUUUGGUAAUGCAAAUGAAGAGCAGCAAAAAUGUAAUGAAAUUGCAAUUGCUACUGGCACAGAAAUCGAAAUUUGUGAAGCGAAAGAUCACUCAUUAACGCUUUUAAUUACCGGGAAACGUCAACAAGUGGAGGAAGCACGUUCUCGCGUUGCUCGAAGGCUGAAGACUCAGGCAACUAGAGAGAUUUCAAUACCAAAAGAACAUCAUCGAGUUUUAAUUGGGAAAGAAGGACUCAAGUUGCGACAACUGGAACAGGAUACAGAUUGUAGAAUAGUGGUACCAAAUCGUGAUUUAGCUAGUGAUGUUAUAAAAAUAAUUGGUCCACGAGAUGGUAUAGAAAAAGCAAUUCAUGAAAUCCAACUUGUUAGUGAUAAACAGUCAAAAUUGGCACAAGAACAUUUGUUGAUACCACGAAUUUAUUAUCCAUUUAUUCGCGGACCAUUUAAUGAAAGAAUCAAUGAACUAGCUAGUGAAACAGGAGCUAAGAUUAACAUUCCACCACCCUUGGCAUCGAGUGAAGUGAUAGUUAUUACUGGCGAAAAAGAAGGAGUCCAUCGUGCGGUUGCGGGUGUUCGGCAAAUCUACGAAACUAUGAAGGCAGUCGUGAAACCAGUUACAUGUCAGGUAACUCGUGCACAGCAUCGUUAUAUCGUUGGACCGCAGCGACGCGGAUUAGCUGAAAUUCUGAAAGCAACUGGUGUAAGUGUUGAAGUGCCUCCGGAAGAUGAAGAUUCUGAUACUAUCACCUUGCGUGGUGAUCCGCAAAAAUUGGGGGAAGCAUUAGCAAUGGUUUAUGCUAAGGCAAGUAGUGUUAUUACGGCAGAAAUUACCUGUGAACCAUGGAUGCACAAAUUUCUGAUUGGAGCAAAAGGAGCAACGUUAGAGUCAUUGGUUCCUAACAAAGAUAAAGUUCAAAUUGGAUUUGAGCAAGAUGGUUUGAUCUAUUUAGAAGGAGCACCAGAAGAAGUUAAAAAGGCUCAGGUAUCAUUACUCAAUGAAAUAAAUCGUCUUUCUGAAGAAAUGUCUUCUGAAAUCAUCAAAGUACAUCCGUCGCUUCAUCGUCAUGUAAUUGGUAGAGGAGGAGCUUUAAGUUCAAUCAAAGAUGAAACUGGAGUGCAAAUUACUAUUCCCAAUGAGCAAACAAAUUCUGAUGAGAUAAAAAUCGAAGGUAGAAAAGAAGGUGUUAAAAAGGCCAUUGAAGACAUAACUGAAGUUGUUCGAAGAAUCGAAAAUGAAAAAACACGUGAUAUAAUUAUUGAACAAAGAUUUCACAAGCUGUUAAUUGGUCCCAAGGGUGAAGCUAUUCAAAAAUUACGUGAACAGUUUCCUUCUGUCACUUUCUCUUUCCCAGAACCUGGAAGAAAGUCAGAUAUCGUGAAUUUGAGAGGAGACAAAACUGAAGUUGACAAAGCUUAUAAACAGUUGGCUUCAUUAAAUAAAGAAUUGCUGGAAACCAAUUUUCAAAUGGCAGUCCCUAUUUUCAAAGAAUUUCACAAACAUAUCAUUGGAAAAGGCGGUGCCAAUAUCAAGAAAAUUCGGGAAGAAACGCAAACACGGAUUGAUCUGCCGAGUGGUGCUAGUAACGAAGACAAAAUCAGAGUCACUGGUAAAAAGGCAAAUGUAGAAAAAGCUGUCGAACAGUUGACGAAAAUUCAGAAUGAAUUAGCGAGUAUUGUAUCAGUGGAAGUAAACAUCCCUCAUAAAAUUCAUUCUCGUCUUCUUGGUAGUGGCCGUCGACUCAUACAAGAUAUACAAGAUGAAUGUGGUGAUGUUCAUAUCAAAUUUCCUCCGGAAAAAAUAAUUUCUGAUAAGGUGAGCAUUCGUGGUUCAAAGGAUGAUGUUGGUCGGGCUGAGAAAAUGUUGUUGGCUUUAGCAAAAGAUUGGGAGUUGUCAAGUUUUGAAGAUUGUGUUUCAGCAAAACCGGAAUUUUGUAGAUUUGUUAUUGCGAAAGGAGGUUUUCAUAUAAAAAGGAUCCGAGAUAUGUGUCCUGAUGUCCGUGUAUUAAUUCCUCAAACUAAUAUUGAUCUGAAUGAUUUCACCAUUCGUUUUAUUGGCAAGAAAGAAGAUGUAGCAAAGGUGAAGGAAGAGAUGGAAUCCAUGAUGGAAGAAUUGAAUAAAACUGUUGAGAUUGAAAUGGAUGUUGAUCCGAAAUAUCAUCGCUAUUUUGUGAUCCGUAACGCUGCCGUAUUGCGAGAAAUCCAAGAUCAGAAUGGUGGAGUUUUAAUUUUUUUUCCGCGCGCUGGCACUAAUGACAGCAAAGUUACGUUGAAAGGUGGCAAGCAGUACGUUGAAGGCGCAAAAGAUCGAAUUGAAAAAAUUGUUCAAGAACUAGCUUCACGAGUAGUCUUGAAAAUCGAGAUACCGGAAGAGCAUCAUCGUGCUUUGCUCUCUAAUCGGGGACAAAAGAUUCAGGAGCUUCAAACCACGUAUAAUGUUCAGAUCAGGUUUCCAGAUCGACGGUUACGAGAAAACCUCCAAAAUGAGUCAAAUAAAAAUGUCCAAGGUGAACCAUCUCCACUUGAUAUUAUCACGAUUUCUGGUCUCGAAGUAAGUUGUGAAAAGGCGGCUGAAGCGCUUAAAGCUCUGGUACCUGUUACCAAAAAAGUAAACGUUGCAUUUGAAUAUCACCGUUUCUUGAUCGGUAGAAGUGGUGAAACUAUACGUUCGCUAAUGCAAGCACAUGAUGUGAAUAUUACGAUACCUCCUGAAGAUACACACUUGAAUGAAAUAUUAGUGACUGGUACUAAUGAGAAUGUUGAAUCUGCCGUGGCUGAAAUUUUGAGACGUGUUAGAGAAUUUGAAGAAGCAGCUGAAGAUCGACGUUUACGGUCUUUCAAACUUACCUUUGAUAUUCCGUCAGAAUAUCACGUUCGCUUAAUUGGUCCACGUGGUAAAGUUGUAAACGAAUUGCGUUUGAAGCACGACGUUUCCAUCGCAUUCCCCCGUAAUAGUGAUAUGCCAGACACUAUUACACUCACAGGUUAUGAAGCCAAUUGUAUCGCAUGUAAGCAGGAAAUGGAAGCAAUGGUUGGUGAGGUGCAGUCUCUUUUUUCUCAGCAAAUCUUUCUUGAUGCGGCUUUUCAUCCCCGUUUAAUUGGUCAGAAAGGUCGUAAUCUGAAAAAAGUCAUGGAUACGUUCAGAGUUGAAAUUCGUCUACCAAGAAGUAAUGAUCCAGAUCCAAAUCUGGUAGUUGUUGCUGGUAAGAAUGAAGAUGCAGUAUAUGACUGCAUUGAGCAAUUGCGUCGAGAAGAAGAAGAAUUUUUACAAGAACGCUUAGAACGUAAUCAGUAUUUUUCACUGCGUGCUGCUGAACAGCCACCACCACCACCACGUAUUGAGGUUGAAAUUAAAGGAGCACCAUGGCAAUUAGAUAUGCAAUCUGAAGAACAAUUUCCGACAAUGGGCACAACUCAGGGAACUGCAGCUGCUGGUGGUGUAUGGAGUGGAGUACGUAGAUUUUGA